CCUUGCUCGUGGUCCAGGUGGAGACUAUGACGGUGCAGCUGCAGGGAGAGAGGACUCUGGCCCAGAAAGCAGAGGCGGCUCGGGAGCACCUGGAGAGGCAGAACAAGGAGCUGAAGAGCCGGCUGGGGGAGAUGGAGGGAGCCGUGAGGGGGAAACACCGACUCGGCCAAGCCGCCCUGGAGGCCAAGAUCGACUCCAUGGAGGAGCAGCUGGAGCAGGAGAGACAGGAACGAGCCAUUGCCAACAAACUGGUGCGAAAGACAGAGAAGAAACUGAAGGAGGUGAUGAUGCAGUCGGAGGACGAGAGGAGACAUGCAGACCAGUACAGAGAACAGGUAAGAAAACAUUCUCCACAACAGAAUAGCUGA
Molecule: messenger RNA, 368 nt
Organism: Notothenia coriiceps (black rockcod)
Lineage: Eukaryota; Metazoa; Chordata; Actinopteri; Perciformes; Nototheniidae
Product: myosin heavy chain, embryonic smooth muscle isoform-like
Exons: 2
Coding region: 27-368 (113 amino acids)
Cellular component (GO): bicellular tight junction; myosin complex
Source: RefSeq, a predicted model, not a curated record